AUGGGGUAUGACACCACCUACCUAAGUGCUUUUCUAACAGGUGAUGAGGAAGACACUUACAUGGAAAUACUCAAAGAAUAUAGGGAUGUUUUUGCUUGGAGUUAUAAAGAGAUGCCUGGAUUAGAUCCCAAAGUAGCAGUCCAUCAUCUGGCGGUCAAGAAUGGUGCCCGUCCUGUUAAGCAGGCCCAAAGGCGUUUCAGACCAGAUUUGGUUCCUUCAAUCGAAAAUGAAGUCAACAAACUCAUUGAAGCUGGCUUUAUUCGUGAAGUUAAAUAUCCUACAUGGAUUUCGAGUAUCGUUCCCGUAAAAAAGAAGACUGGCCAAAUUCGAGUUUGUGUUGACUUCAGGGAUCUUAACAACGCAUGCCCUAAAGAUGAUUUCCCGCUUCCCAUCCCAGAAUUGAUGAUUGAUGCUACCACUGGUUACGAGGCAAUGUCUUUCAUGGAUGCACAAGAAAGGUCAGUUGGAGCGUUGUUGGCCCAAGAGAAUAGCGAAGGGAAAGAAAAUUCUCUUUACUACUUGAGCAGAAUGAUGACGCCUAAUGAGCUGAAUUACACGCCAAUUGAAAAGUUGUGUUUGGCGCUAGUCUUCUCGAUUCAAAAGCUGAAGCACUACUUUCAAGCUCAUAGUGUUAACCUCAUUUCCAGAGCAAAUCCCAUCAAGUUUGUGAUGUUAAAACCGGUCCUCAGUGAUCGACUAGCAAGAUGGUACCUCCAGUUUCAACAAUUUGAGAUUACAUACAUCCCUCAAAAGGCUGUAAAAGGACAGGCAUUGGCAGACUUCCUAGCAGAUCACCCGAUACCUGAUGACUGGGAGCUAACUGAUGAACUUCCCGACGAAGAUGCAAUGGUCGUUGAAAUUCAAUCUCCGUGGAAAAUGUACUUUGAUGGUGCUGCACAACGUGAUGGAGCUGGUGCUGGUGUGGUGUUUGUUACUCCACAGGGAGAAGUUCUACCAUACUCCUUCACUUUGACACAACAUUGCUCCAACAAUGUCGCUGAAUAUCAAGCACUAAUACUUGGACUUGAAAUGGCCGUCGACAUGAAGCAGUUGCAGUUGCAAGUCUUUGGUGACUCUCAAUUGGUGAUCAAUCAACUCUUGGGAAGCUACGAAGUCAAGAAGCCUGAAUUACUCCCCUAUCAUGGUUAUGCUCAGAAAUUGAUAGGAUGGCUUGGUGAUGUGACUCUUCAGCAUGUUCCUAGGAGGGAAAAUAAGAAAGCCGAUGCUUUAGCUGCUCUAGCUUCAGCGCUUACUCUGCCAGAUCAAACACAAGCGACUAUCUGUCAAAAAUGGGUAGUACCUCCAUCAAAUGAGGAUGAAGGCGCGGAAAGUGAGCUUGAGCAUCUCGUAGCUGUUUCUGAAGCCACAAAGGAAGACGGGCGACAACCCAUCAUUGACUACUUAAGUUAUGGGACACUGCCAGAAGACUCAAGAAGAAGAACUGAGAUUCGUCGUCGUGCACCUCGAUUCCUUUACUACAAGGAUACCUUAUAUAAAAGAUCUUUUGUGGGGAUACUCUUGCGAUGUUUGGGGGAGGAUGAAGCAGUCCAAGCUUUGCAAGAAGCACAUUCAGGACUGCCUGAAGCAUUACACCCGACCGUCGCAUCUUGGCCAUUUGACGCUUGGGGGUUGGAUGUCGUUGGUCCGUUGCCGAAAUCUUCUGGUGGACACUUAUACAUCUUGGCUGCAACUGAUUACUUCUCAAAAUGGGCCGAAGCUGUCGCUCUUAAAGAAGUAAAGAAGGAGAAUGUUGCGAACUUCAUCCGAGUAAACAUCAUCUAUCGCUUCGGCAUUCCUCGUUACAUAAUAACGGACAAUGGCAAGCCAUUUGGUAACAAAUUGAUGAACAAGAUUUGUGAUCUCUUCGGCUUCAAGCAGCGUAAAUCUUCUAUGUAUCAUGCUGCCGCCAACGGUCUAGCCGAAGCGUUCAAUAAAACUUUGUGUAACUUAUUGAAGAAGGUUGUCUCCAAGUCCAAAAAGGAUUGGCAUGAACGAAUGGAAGAAGCCUUGUGGGCAUAUAGGACAACUUACCGCACACCAACGCAAGCAACCCCGUACUCGCUUGCUUAUGGAGUUGAAGCAGUCCUACCACUUGAGCGCCAAAUACCUUCUUUACGACUUGCUAUUCAAGAAGGACUCACCGAAGAGGAAAAUGCUCGAUUGCGUCUUGCAGAGUUAGAAGCACUUGAUGAGAAAAGGCUGGAGGUUCGCUUGAGGUCCUUCCAAGUGGGAGAUCAAGUCCUUGCGGUAAAAAGACCCAUUAUAGUUUCCCAUAAGUCUGGGGGCAAAUUCACCUCAAAAUGGGAUGGACCAUAUGUCGUACAAGAAGCAUAUUCAAGUGGUGCUUACAAGCUUGUUGAUGCGGAUGGCUUGAGGAUCGGUCCUAUCAACGCAAAGUUCUUGAAAAAGUACUAUCCUUGA
Molecule: messenger RNA, 2421 nt
Organism: Lycium barbarum (goji berry)
Lineage: Eukaryota; Viridiplantae; Streptophyta; Magnoliopsida; Solanales; Solanaceae
Exons: 4
Coding region: 1-2421 (806 amino acids)
Biological process (GO): DNA integration
Molecular function (GO): RNA-DNA hybrid ribonuclease activity; nucleic acid binding
Source: RefSeq, a predicted model, not a curated record